Messenger RNA from Brassica oleracea var. oleracea, 1796 nucleotides. RefSeq names its product em-like protein GEA1. The record is from RefSeq and is a predicted model, not a curated record. The transcript has 3 exons. Gene Ontology annotation, cellular component: cytosol. Gene Ontology annotation, biological process: response to abscisic acid. Lineage: Eukaryota; Viridiplantae; Streptophyta; Magnoliopsida; Brassicales; Brassicaceae. The coding region runs from base 1164 to 1562 and encodes 132 amino acids.
CAGAAGCUAACUCUUCGUCUCUUUAGCUCUCUCUCUUUUUGUAUCUUUCUCUUUCUCUCUUCUUCCUGAUGUGAUCAUUCAUCUUCCCUAAAUAAGGAAACUGUUUUUUUAUUGACGAAAGUUCUGAAGAAAUCAUGUACUCUAAAUUUUUUCAAUCGAUACUGAAUUUUUCUCUAUUUUUUUUGGUAAAAAUCCAAAGGUUUAGAUAUCUAUUUUUCAGGUGACAUAUCCUUUGAUUCAUCUCUCUAUAAAUGUGAAGAAUACAAGUAUUUCGCUCGCAUAUGCUCUGCCGUCGUGUUCCGUAAGCCUCUGCUCUACUCCGCUGCCGUAUUCCCGUAAGCCUCUACCUUCGCCUCUGCUGUCAUCAUUGUAAUCCUUAGCUCCACCGCCGUGCUCCUGAAACCUCGUCUUCAUUCUUCUUCUCAUUUUAUAUCUAUUCGAUGUUUGAUUUGCUUCGGCACUGCGUUUGGUGAGGAAGAAAUGCGACUUACUGUUUUUUUUGUGGUUGUUUUGCUUUAUCUUUUUGUUUUUUUGUUCGUUUGAUGUGAGAAAUGGAAAAUUUGUGAUGAAUCUGAAUAACAUUAUCUAUUUUUUUCAUUUUCGUGGCUAUUAUUAGUAUGAUCCGGAGAAAAGGAUAUUAACGUCAUUACACCACCAUUCUCUUACCAAAUCUGCAAAUAUGAAAAAGUUAUGACCAUCUACCUAAUUACUGACCACGUAUAUACACCAAAAUAGGCCUAGAAUUUAUAUAUAUUUUUGUAACACUUUGGAGUCCUUUGAUGUCUUGGAGAACUAGAAAUUGGAUUAAGUUACUACUAAACCGAAGUCGUGUCAAGCAGCUCGUUUAUAACUGUAGCAAGUUGAGUGAGUAAUGACAGCUACUCUAUACAACUUUAUAGUUAUAUAUGUUUCUCAUAACACUUUUGAGUCCUUUGAUGUUUUGGAGAAACAGAGAAAUGGAUUAAGCUGCGUACUAAAACUGAAGUCGUGUCAAGCAGCUCGUUAAUAACUGUAGUAAGUUACUGAGUAAGCAUCAACGUGUCAUCUCCACACAGCCAACUCUCUCAGGAAUAUUAUUACGUCGUCUGUAUCUGUGUCGGAGCAUAAAACCAAACAAGAGCUUAAAAACCUUAGUUACAUAUCGUUUCUUUUUCUCAUUCAAAAUGGCGUCAAAGCAACAAAGCCGAGAGGAGCUUGAUGAGAAGGCCAAGCAAGGAGAGACGGUCGUCCCAGGUGGCACCGGUGGCAAAAGUGUCGAAGCUCAAGAGCGUCUAGCUGAAGGAAGGAGCAAGGGAGGGCAGACGAGGAGGGAGCAGCUUGGGCACGAGGGUUAUCAGGAGAUGGGACACAAAGGAGGAGAGACGAGGAAGGAGCAGCUGGGGCACGAAGGUUAUCAGGAGAUGGGACACAAGGGAGGAGAGACUAGGAAGGAGCAACUGGGGCACGAGGGUUACAAGGAGAUGGGACGUAAAGGAGGACUCAGUACCAUGGACAAGUCUGGUGGAGAGCGUGCGGAGGAGGAAGGGAUUGAAAUCGAUGAGUCCAAGUUCACCAACAAGUGAUACUAGCUUGCAAACUAUCUACUAGUGUCCGCUGCAACGUUUUGUAUUAUAUAGUCUUAAUAAGUAGCCUCUAGGCUCCGUAAGUUGCAGCGAGGUCUUUUGUUGUUUUAAUCUAGGAUUAAUGUAGCGUCCCUAGCUAGUCUUAUUUUCAUGUGUCAUAUAACUAUGCAUGGCUUGUACUAACGGCAGUGUUGUACCGCUCUGGAAGUUUUUUGAAGUUUUGGUGAGGGUACA